AUGGCACCCAUUGGCAAAAUCUGGUCAUAUCCAAACAAUCCACGAGUUGCUAAAGUGUUGAUUGCUGCUAAAUACAAUGGUUUGGAAGUAGAACAAGCCAAUGUCGAGAUGGGCGUCACGAACAAGAGUGCUGAUUUCUUGUCAAAAUUCCCAUUGGGCAAGGUCCCUGCUUUCGAAACUCCUGAUGGUUUCACUCUGUACGAGAGCAAUGCCAUCGCCUACUAUGUCGCUGCAUCGAAUGUAAACACCACUCUACUUGGCAAGGACAAGCACGAAGCUGCCCGUAUCCAGCAAUUCAUUGGUGUUGCCGACAACGAGCUCGCUCCUGCUCAAGCGACAUGGAUCUUCCCCAUAUUGGGCUGGAUUCCCGCUCAUGAAGGAAACACCAAAAAGGCCAUCGAUGAUACCAAACGUGUCAUGGCUGCUUUGAAUGGCCACCUCAAGAAAAACACUUACUUGGUCGGUGAGUCAAUCACUUUGGCUGACAUUACCAUGGUCACUGCCUUAUUGAGCUUCUACCGUAUGGUAUUCGACCCUUCAUUCCGAAGCGAAUACAAGAGUGUUACUCGUUGGUUUGUGACGUGUGUCCACCAACCUCACUUCAAGUCAGUCCUUGGUGAAGUUGCUUUGGCUGAACACGUUGCCACCGCUGACAAGGCACCAAAAGCUGCUGCAGCUGCUACUCCUGCCAAAAAGGAAGAAAAGAAGAAGGAAGAACCAAAACCAAAAGAAGAGAAGCCAAAAAAGAAAAAGGAUGAUGACGAAGAAGAAGAUGAUAUGGCUGCUUACAAGGAUGAAGCUCCAAAGGGCAAGAACCCUCUUGACCUACUACCUCCAUCAACCAUGGUCAUGGACAACUGGAAGAGAAUGUACUCCAACAAUGAAACUAGACCAACCGCAGUCAACUGGUUCUGGGAGAACUUUGAUGCUCAAGGCUACUCAUUGUGGAGGGUUGUCUACAAGUACAACAAUGAAUUGACCAUGACCUUUAUGUCUGCCAACUUGAUUGGUGGUUUCUUCCAAAGACUGGAGCAAGCCCGAAAAUACGCAUUUGGCUCAUUGGUCAUUCUUGGAGAAGACAACAAGAACGAAAUUCGAGGAUUCUUUGUUCUUCGUGGUCAAGAAGUACCACCAGAAGUCUCUGAAGCAGCUGACUACGAGUCUUAUGAAUGGACCAAAGUCGACCCCAAUGAUACCACCAUCCGUGAGCAAUAUAACGCUUACAUUGCUUGGGAUCCAGUCAUUGAAGGCAAAAAGUUUGCUGAUGGCAAGAUCUUCAAGUAA
Molecule: messenger RNA, 1284 nt
Organism: Synchytrium microbalum
Lineage: Eukaryota; Fungi; Chytridiomycota; Chytridiomycetes; Synchytriales; Synchytriaceae
Exons: 9
Coding region: 1-1284 (427 amino acids)
Biological process (GO): translational elongation
Cellular component (GO): nucleus; cytoplasm
Molecular function (GO): translation elongation factor activity
Source: RefSeq, a predicted model, not a curated record